Molecule: messenger RNA, 2353 nt
Organism: Tribolium castaneum (red flour beetle)
Lineage: Eukaryota; Metazoa; Arthropoda; Insecta; Coleoptera; Tenebrionidae
Gene: nAChRa8
Product: nicotinic acetylcholine receptor alpha 8 subunit
Exons: 6
Coding region: 94-1689 (531 amino acids)
Biological process (GO): monoatomic ion transmembrane transport; regulation of membrane potential; chemical synaptic transmission
Cellular component (GO): synapse; neuron projection; plasma membrane
Molecular function (GO): acetylcholine-gated monoatomic cation-selective channel activity; transmembrane signaling receptor activity
Source: RefSeq, a predicted model, not a curated record
AGGCCAUGCGUGGUUUCAUCGAUUUUCGCGGCUGGUCCAGCCAGCAUCACAAAGCAAUGUUAGCGCGAGAAUUUUUGCAAAUUUAUUAAUAUUAUGUACUUGUUAAAGUUUACAUGUUGUUUAAGUUUGUUGUUGGUUGUUUUUAUGCGAAAUAUCGAUGGCCUCAAACAUAUUGAAGCAAAUCCAGAUGCAAAACGUUUGUAUGACGACCUUCUCAGCAAUUACAAUCGACUGAUCAGACCUGUGGAGAACCACACACAAACUCUGACCGUUUGGUUGGGCUUGAAGAUCUCCCAGUUGAUUGAAAUGAAUUUGAAAAAUCAGAUCAUGACAACGAAUUUGUGGGUUGUGCAGAGAUGGUUUGACUAUAAGUUGAAAUGGGAUCCUGAGGAGUACGGAGGGGUGGAGAUGUUGUACGUGCCGUCGGAACACAUUUGGUUGCCAGAUAUUGUACUUUUCAACAAUGCCGAUGGCAACUACGAAGUGACUCUGAUGACCAAAGCCACGCUUUCUUACACCGGGGAAGUCAUCUGGAAGCCUCCUUCAAUAUACAAGUCUUCCUGUGAAAUAAACGUCCAGUAUUUUCCCUUUGACGAACAAAGUUGUCUCAUGAAGUUCGGUUCAUGGACGUAUAAUGGCUUCCAAGUCGAUUUGAAACACAUGGAUCAAGUCCCUGGUUCCAAUAUUGUGAACGUUGGGAUUGACUUAUCCGAGUUUUAUCUUUCCGUCGAGUGGGACAUUCUUGCAGUACCAGCGACACGUAACGAAGAGUACUACCCCUGUUGCAGCGAACCCUACUCAGACAUCACCUUCAAGAUUACAAUGAGACGCAAAACCCUCUUCUACACCGUCAAUUUAAUCAUCCCUUGUGUGGGAAUUACGUUUCUUACGGUACUAGUUUUUUACCUCCCGUCGGAUUCGGGCGAAAAAGUCUCACUUUGCGUCUCGAUUCUUCUAUCUCUGACUGUGUUUUUCCUCUUGUUGGCUGAAAUUAUCCCACCAACGUCCCUCGCAGUCCCACUUUUAGGAAAGUACCUCCUUUUUACCAUGAUUCUAGUCACGUCUUCCAUUUGGGUCACCGUGUGCGUUCUUAAUGUCCAUUUCCGCUCACCUUCGACCCAUAAAAUGUCACCCAUGGUGCGCAAGAUCUUCCUCCAGUUUAUGCCCAAGUUGUUGAUCAUGCGACGAACCACUUACACUCUUCCAGAAUACGACGAUAAUCAACCACCACGAGGGUACACCAACGAAAUGGAGCUACAACUGAACAUGAGAGACCCGUUUAACACCGAUUUUAAAAUCACAACACGUGAACCAAGCUUCGUUUUGCAAAACCCAGACGACGACAGUAAAAUGAAAGCGCACUCAUCAAGUACUGUUCAAAAAUUGUUGAUGUUAAGACUGAUUAGUUUUUUUUCAGUGACUGGCUCCUCGAAUAUGACCCCACGUACGCUCUCUGCUAACGUACUUUCGGCACUACAGGGUGUUAGAUUUAUCGCACAACACAUAAGUGACGCUGAUAAAGACAACGAGAUUGUUGAGGAUUGGAAAUUCGUCUCAAUGGUUCUUGACCGGUUCUUUUUGUGGGUUUUCACGCUAGCGUGUAUUGGAGGCACGUGUGGUAUCAUUUUCCAAGCACCGUCUUUGUACGACACGAGGAUUCCAGUAGAUAGGGGCGCUUUGAGGUUGUAAUUGCAAAAUCAAAAUCAAAUAACACCAAAAUCUUGCACUCUUUCACUCGCGCAAAAAAUCAAAUAAUAACUAAUGUGAAAUUAGCUAACGAGCAACUAAACUAUUUUUUCCUUUUUUUUUGAAUUACUAAACUAAGUCUAUUAUUUAUUAGCAAACGAACAAAAAGACCUCUCUAUACUACAGAACGGUAAAAUAGUUUAGCAAAAAAAAUUAGGUAGUGGCAGCUCGUGGGUUUAAACCUAGGUGAAGCUUAUAAAAUUAUUACUUCAUCUACUUCAACUAGCGAGUUGCUACUAAAAGUAGGACCAUUUAUUGUUGAAAUCUGUUAGGUAUAUUUUGUUGGUGUGUCAAAAAGCUGGACUUGAAUGUAUGUAUUUAGAGAAAACUAUUAAGGAGAUGAAAUUAUUUAAAGAUUUUUUGACUGGUUUCACAAAAAUCUUUAUAUCGUUUUUCGUGUAAAAUGGUCUAAUAUUGAAAAAAUAUUUGGUGUAGUUGAAAAACAACGAGGUUGAAAUAUGUUUAUAGUUUGUUGAUCUGUUCGUUACAUGUUUAGGGGAAAUUGUUGAGGAGUUGGAAGUUUUUAAAUUUUUUCCUGGUUCCAUUGCUUUUCUCGAUGCUGUUUUAUUAUUUCUCGAAUAAAAAGGUCUAAUAUGAUUAAAGGAAA